AUGGCAGAAGAGGCCAUUGCGAUAGAUGUUGAAGAUAAGCCAAUUAGAAUAUUGACAUAUAAUAUGUAUCUUAGACCGAUGUUGAUAUCAGCAGCUGGACAUGAUCAUAAAGAUUCGAGAUUAAAAGCGUUUUGUAAGGAACGGUUAAAAGAUUUUGAUAUAAUUUGUUUUCAAGAAGUCUUCAAGGAAUUAAAUUGGAGAAGAGAAAAAUUAUUAAAAAAAGCUAAAAAGGCUGGUUUUAAGUAUCGAAUUCAAACAGAAAAACCUUUGUUUCCAUUAUUCCUUUGUGAUGCUGGUUUAGUUAUUAUAAGUAGAUUUCCUAUUGUAGAGAAUCAGUUUAGAAUGUAUACUCGUGGUAUUUAUGCUGAUGCUGUUGCUUCUAAAGGUGUACUUUAUGCAAAAAUAGAAGUACAACCAGAGAAAUAUAUUCUUGUUUUUGAUACUCAUACACAAGCAGAUUAUACUUUAGACCCAGAAAAGGCUAGACCUUCAAGAGAUAGAAGAAUGGUUCAUAUUCGUGAAUAUGCUGCAUUUGUACAAGAAAAAACAACAGGAAAUAAUUUUCCAGCUAUUUGUUGUGGAGACUUUAAUGUAAAUGGAAGAGCUGGAACUGAUGGAACAACAGAAAGUCCAGAAUAUACAGAAUUUCUUCAAAACUUUGUUAUUCCUAAUGGUGAAUUGAUAGAUUUAUUACUUAGAGAUAAUCAUGGUAUUCAACCAGUAACUUUUGGUGAUUCAUUUGUUGACGAAAAUGGUACUGAAACACCAUGUGAUACAGAAAUUACAUAUGAGAGUCAGUGCAUGGAUAAAUCACGAUUAGAUUAUAUCUUUCAAUUGAAAAGACCAAACGAAGAUCCAGUUAUUAGUUGUAAGAAUUGUCGUGUUGAUAAGUUUCCUGUAAGAGGCAAAAAGUAUCCUUUUAUGUCAGAUCAUUUUGGUGUAACUUGUGACGUUUAUCUUUAA
Entamoeba dispar SAW760 is the source of this 963-nucleotide messenger RNA. RefSeq lists its product as uncharacterized. Lineage: Eukaryota; Evosea; Mastigamoebida; Endamoebidae. The transcript has a single exon. Gene Ontology annotation, cellular component: extracellular region; cytoplasm. Gene Ontology annotation, molecular function: sphingomyelin phosphodiesterase activity. The record is from RefSeq and is a predicted model, not a curated record. The coding region runs from base 1 to 963 and encodes 320 amino acids.